Messenger RNA from Gastrolobium bilobum, 1445 nucleotides. Its product is annotated as probable protein arginine N-methyltransferase 6. Gene Ontology annotation, biological process: peptidyl-arginine methylation. Gene Ontology annotation, molecular function: protein-arginine N-methyltransferase activity. Bases 1 to 1260 code for a protein of 419 amino acids. Lineage: Eukaryota; Viridiplantae; Streptophyta; Magnoliopsida; Fabales; Fabaceae. The record is from RefSeq and is a predicted model, not a curated record. The transcript has 13 exons.
AUGCAGAAUCCAGGGGAGCAGGGUAAAGCGCCACUCAGAAUAACUGACAUGGAACAGCCACCCCGCCGCAUGCGACGGAGCCGUGGUUUCCUUGCUGGAUUCAGGAAUCCUGAGCCUCAACAGUACCACCACCAACGACAACGACAGCAACAAGUAAACGAACUACAAACGCGGGUGACUCAACUCAUGGACUUCGACAAGGCCUAUUUCGAUCAAUACGCUCACCUUAGCGUCCAUGAAGAGAUGCUCAAGGAUCGUGUGCGGACGGAGGCAUAUAAAGCUGCAAUCAUGCAUCAUCAGGCUUUUAUUUCAGGCAAAGUUGUACUUGAUGUUGGAUGCGGUACUGGCAUCCUUUCUAUAUUUUGUGCUCAGGCUGGUGCAAAGCGGGUGUAUGCAGUUGAAGCAAGCAACAUUGCUCUGCAGGCUAGAAGGGUAGUUGAAGCAAAUAAUCUUUCAAAUGUUGUCAUUGUAUUGCAUGGACGAGUUGAGGAUCUUGAACUCAGUGAAAAGGUUGAUGUUAUAAUUUCAGAAUGGAUGGGUUAUAUGCUUCUAUAUGAGAGCAUGCUUGGAAGUGUUAUCACUGCCAGAAAUCGCUGGCUCAAACGUGGAGGUCUAAUUCUUCCUUCAAUUGCAAGGUUGUACAUGGCUCCUUUCACACAUCCUAGCAGAUACAGUGAAAGCAUUGACUUUUGGCGCAAUGUUUAUGGAAUUGAUAUGUCCGCUAUGAUGCCGUUAGCAAAACAGUGUGCAUUUGAAGGACCUUCCGUGGAGACAAUUACAUGUGAAAAUGUUUUGACAUGGCCUCUUUUGGUGAAAUAUAUCAACUGUUAUUAUAUUACAAUUCCUGAGCUAGAAUCUAUAACAGAAAGUUUUAAGUUCAAAUCAAUGAUGCAAGCGCCAUUACAUGGUUUUGCAUUUUGGUUUGAUGUUGAAUUUACUGGGCCUAUACUAUCACCAAUGCCAAUCAAUUUUCAGUUCUCAUCUACAUAUGUUGACAACCAUCCAGUGGAUGAUAAUCAGAGAAAAAGACGGACAAAUCCUAAUGAAGAACUGCGCCUAUCCACCUCGCCUGAAGACCCUCCAACACAUUGGCAUCAGACCUUGAUAUACUUAUAUGAUCCAAUAGAGCUGAAACAGGAUCAACUUAUUGAAGGAUCAGUGACAUUGUCACAUAGCCAAAAAGAUGGCCGGUUUAUGAACAUUCACCUUGAAUAUACUUCAGGUGGUCGAUCCUACGUGAAAGAGACUGUUAUGAGAUGAUCAUUAUUACUGUGGGCAACUGACGAGCUUGUUAGCAUAUACAGUUGGGUCAACCAAUUGAUAUUUUGUUGGUGUCUUUUCUAAAGCCUUUAUUGUGGGAACUAUGUAUCAUUGGAAUUUUCUUGGGUUUUGUUAAACUAUAUAUAGUUAAACUAUUUUAGAACUAAUUAAAUAUUCUGGGCAAG